AUUGAAAGUGAGCAAUCAUGAAUCAUCACAGACAGAAAGAAGCUCGCUUAAACGUUAGUCCUUAUUCAUUCGUCUAUUAGCUGACAACCGUUCAUGAAAAAGUUCUACACGAUUCAGAUAUAUCCAUCAUCAUAACUCCUCUCUCAGCUGAAUUAAUCGAUAAGCCAGCAAGAUAACAAUCAAUAAUUAUAACGUUAGAUACAUUUCACUUUUGUUGAAAGAUGGCUGAUGCAGAUUUCGGGUUUGCAUCUGACAACGGAGUGCUGCCUGUCGAGGUGGACCCAGCUGCAGCUUUCUUAGCUCAGCAAGAAAGCGAAAUAGCGGUGAUAGAGAAUAACGAGGCCGGAGUUGGGGCUUUGCAGGGAUCCGCUGAGCAGCAGCCGGCGGCCGAUUCACCUGUACAAUAUGAUGCAGGGUUUGCAGAGGCAUCAACAGCCACGGUAAACGGAGACAUGUUUGAGCUGGAGUCCAACGGUCCAUCGGACAGCUAUGCGGCCAUCGCCCAGGUGGACUCUCUGAGAGCAGAGCCUGAGAGCCUGCGUAAGUGGAGGGAGGAGCAGAAGGCACGGCUGGAGCAACUAGACUCUGCGUCCAAGGCAACGGAGGCUGAGUGGAAAGAGAAGGCCAAGAAAGAGCUGGAGGACUGGCACGUGCACCAGAUUGAACAGAUGGAGAAGAAAAAGUCCAACAACAGGGCGUCUGAAGAGGCCUUCCUGUCUGAGGCUGACGGCGACAGCCCAGGGACGGAGUGGGAGAGAGUGGCCCGUCUCUGUGACUUCAACCCCAAGACCAACAGGACGGCCAAGGACGUGUCCCGGAUGCGCUCGGUCCUCAUAGCCCUCAAACAGACACCUCUGGUGCGCUAGUUCGGCCAAUAGAACAGAAGGGUGGUGAUAUUUCCCUCUUUUUUUUUUUCUUUUUUUAAACGCCUACUCUUGAGUUAUGAACCUUGGUUUGCAUUAAGGCAGAAUGUUCUAGGCUCUUUUCAUAUCUACUCUUGGGUUCAGGGUUCUUUAUAUGUUCAGACCCUCCUGUUUUCUGUCAUGUCUGUAAUAUGUGGAGAGGAAAGGUAUUGUCUCUCCCGCCAUCUUUCCUUAUUCUGAUGUAUCCAGUGGUACCUCACUACCUUAACAUGGAUCGACUGACUGCUCGCUGUCUUUUUUAACUUCCCAUCAACAAUGCUUCUAUUUGACCUCUUAACUGACGUUAAGAAAAUAUGGUUACUGUAAAUUCUUUAUUAAACUUCUUCCCUCUCAUAAAAGCGAGGGGAAUUGGGUCAAA
This is a messenger RNA of Oncorhynchus nerka (sockeye salmon), 1281 nucleotides long. Its product is annotated as clathrin light chain B-like. The coding region runs from base 222 to 866 and encodes 214 amino acids. Gene Ontology annotation, molecular function: clathrin heavy chain binding; structural molecule activity. Gene Ontology annotation, cellular component: clathrin coat of trans-Golgi network vesicle; postsynaptic endocytic zone cytoplasmic component; clathrin coat of coated pit. The record is from RefSeq and is a predicted model, not a curated record. Gene Ontology annotation, biological process: clathrin-dependent endocytosis; intracellular protein transport. NCBI's taxonomy places the organism in Eukaryota, Metazoa, Chordata, Actinopteri, Salmoniformes, Salmonidae. The transcript has 5 exons.